CACACCGGCCCCUCCCACGCUGAGAGAGGUCGUGAGCCCUUGCCUCACACCGGCCCCUCCCAUGCUGAGAGAGGUCAGAGUGAGCCCCUUGCCUCACACCGGCCCCUCCCACGCUGAGAGACGUCAGCCUGAGCCCUUGCGUCACACCGGCCCCUCCCAUGCUGAGAGAGGUCAGCGUGAGCCCCUUGCCUCACACCGGCCCCUCCCACGCUGAGAGAGGUCAGCGUGAGCCCUUGCCUCACACCGGCCCCUCCCACGCUGAGAGAAGUCAGAGUGAGCCCCAUGCCUCAUACCGGCCCCUCCCACGCUGAGAGAGGUCAGCGUGAGCCCUUGCCUCACACCGGCCCCUCCCACGCUGAGAGAGGUCAGCGUGAGCCCUUGCCUCACACCGGCCCCUCCCACGCUGAGAGAGGUCAGCGUGAGCCCUUGCCUCACACCGGCCUCUCCCACGCUGAGAGAGGUCAGCAUGAGCCCCUUGCCUCACACCGGCCCCUCCCACGCUGAGAGAGGUCAGCGUGAGCCCUUGCCUCACACCGGCCCCUCCCACGCUGGGAGAGGUCAGCGUGAGCCCUUGCCUCACACCGGCCCCUCCCACGCUGAGAGAGGUCAGCGUGAGCCCUUGCCUCACACCGGCCCCUCCCACGCUGAGAGAGGUCAGAGUGAGCCCCAUGCCUCACACCGGCCCCUCCCACGCUGAGAGAGGUCAGCGUGAGCCCUUGCCUCACACCGGCCCCUCCCACGCUGAGAGAGGUCAGCGUGAGCCCCUUGCCUCGCACCGUCCCCUCCCUCGCUGACAGAGGUCAGCCUGAGCCCCUUGCCUCACACCGGCCCCUCCCUCGCUGACAGAGGUCAGCCUGAGCCCCUUGCGUCACACCGGCCCCUCCCACGCUGAGAGAGGUCAGCGUGAGCCCUUGCCUCACACCGGCCCCUCCCACGCUGAGAGAGGUCAGCGUGAGCCCUUGCCUCACACCGGCCCCUCCCACGCUGAGAGAGGUCAGCGUGAGCCCCUUGCCUCACACCGGCCCCUCCCACGCUGAGAGAGGUCAGCGUGAGCCCUUGCCUCACACCGGCCCCUCCCACGCUGAGAGAGGUCAGCGUGAGCCCCUUGCCUCACACCGGCCCCUCCCACGCUGAGAGAGGUCAGCGUGAGCCCUUGCCUCACACCGGCCCCUCCCACGCUGAGAGAGGUCAGCGUGAGCCCCUUGCCUCACACCGGCCCCUCCCACGCUGAGAGAGGUCAGCGUGAGCCCUUGCCUCACACCGGCCCCUCCCUCGCUUACAGAGGUCAGCCUGAGCCCCUUGCCUCACACCGGCCCCUCCCACGCUGAGAGAGGUCAGUGUGAGCCCUUGCCUCACACCGGCCCCUCCCAUGCUGAGAGAGGUCAGCGUGAGCCCCUGCCUCAACAGGCCACCGUGAGGGAGGAGCAGGGUCGCACGUGGGCUGCUGGGAGGCAGGCAGGGACUUGGGCCUGGGAGGUCGCGGUGGGGCGAGAGCUGGGCCUGGAGACACCCCUCUGAGGCAACAGCGGGGCCUACAGACUCUGUUCUCCAGCCGGAGCUGGGACUGUUCAGGUACUGGGAGGCGGGAUGUGGGUCUGAAGAGCUUGGUUGCCGAAACUUCGGUGUCUACAAACGCAGGUGGGAAUUGAGCCAAAAAAGCUUGUUUCCUGGGAGGUGGGAGAUGCAGCCAAGAGAAACAGCUGUGCCUGCAGAGGCCGCCAUGUGGGAGGCUGAGGCCGGGCCUCCUCAAAUCGGCCUCUCCAGAGCCACUUGCAGCCUCCCGGCGUCCUCUCCGGGCCCAGCUCUUCCUCCCGGCUGUGUCUCCAGGCCUGACUCUGGCCUCCCAACAACGUCUUUGGACUCAGCUCCUGCCCAGCUCCCAGCGGCCCUGGUAGGCCCACCACUUCCCGAAGCCAAGCUCCCCAGGCCCAGCUCAGGCCUCACGGUGGCCUCUCCAGGCUCAGCUCCUGCCCUCCGAUGGCAAGGUCGGUGGGCUCCUCUAGGCCCAGCUUGGGCCUCCCGGCGGCCUCUGCAGGCCCAAAUCGUCCUGAAGUCGGCCUCUCCAGGCCCAGCUCUGGCCUCCCGGCGGCCUCUGCAGGCCCAAGUCGUCGUCAAGUCGGCCUGGAAUUGGGCCUGGAAGAGCAGCAAGUCGGCCUUCCCGGGCCCAGCUCCGUCCUCUCGGCGGCCUCUCCAGGUGCAAAACUUCCUCGAGUCAGCCUCUCCAGGCCCAGCUCCUCCUGCCUCCCAGUGGCCUCUUUCAGCCCAGACCAGCUCAUGGCUCUUGGCGGCCUUCCCAGGCCCCGCUUUUGACUUUUGGUGGCCUCUUCAGGCCCAGAACUUGACCUCCAGUGGGCCUUUGCAGGCCCGGCCUCCUGCCUCUCGAAGGCCUGCAUGGGCCUGGACUCACAGCGGACUCACAGCGGACUCUCCAUGCCCAGCUAGCCCUUGCCUCAUUGCGGCCUCCCGAGUCCAAAGCUCCUGCCUCUCGGCCGCUUCGGCAGGCCCAGCUCCCGCCUGCCAGCGGCCUCUUUAGGCCCAGCUCAUUCCUCACAACGGCCUUCCCAGGCCCCGUUUUUCCCUUCCGGCAGCCUCUUGGCCUCUAAUUUGUUUAUCUUUUGUGUAUAAAUCCCAAAAUAUUGAAUUUUGGAAUAUUUCCACCAUUAUGUAAA
Molecule: messenger RNA, 2669 nt
Organism: Pan troglodytes (chimpanzee)
Lineage: Eukaryota; Metazoa; Chordata; Mammalia; Primates; Hominidae
Exons: 2
Coding region: 1682-2533 (283 amino acids)
Source: RefSeq, a predicted model, not a curated record